CAGUUUUGACUCUGAAUUCGAAAUACGGACACUGGACCCAGAGGGAAUCAUCUUCUUUGGGGACAUUGGGACUGAGAGAAACUGGUUCCUUCUGGCUGUGCACCAGGGCUACCUGAGGGCGCAGACCGUUCAUGAGGACAACCAGGUCAUUGUCUCCACUGGAACGGUCAUCAGCGACGGACAGUGGAAAACGGUGCAGGUGUCCAAGCAGGAGAGGGGCAUCUUCGUUAAUGUGGGAGGGGCCACAGCCGUGAAGAUGGAACAGUCAAGGGAGAGUCAGGUUGUGGAGCUCGGGGGCGGGCUCCUAAGGAUCGCCAUUGGAGCUCUGAUGCCCAAUGGCAUCAUUGAUGUAGGGCUGAAUCCUGCACUGGAUGGCUGUCUGCGCAACUGGGACUGGGUAAAGCAGGACUCGAGCAUUCUGCAGCACCGCGUUCAAGAGUCUGACGCUCAACGGUGUUGGGAGCAUAUUGGCCCUGGGUCCUUCUUUCCUGGAGAGGCUGUGGCUUGCCUGCCACUACAGGUGCUGGAGAACAUGACCUUGGUGCGCGAAAACCCCAACUGGAACUUCACGGUGGGCUUGUCCUUCCACCCAGCCCCUGGCAGCAGGGGGGUCCUCUUUGCCAUUGUAGACCCCCAAAACAAAACUGUUCUCUCAGUAUCCAUAGACAAGGAACUGGUUCUGCACUUUCGGGGGAAGGUGUUGGGCUCAGGAACAUUGUCUUCAAACCCUUGCUCCAUGGGGAGCCACAACCUGGAGCUUCUGGUGAUGGAGAGACAAUUUGCCAUGAAGAUGGGGACAGAGCAGGGUGUGAUGCAGCUGGACCAAGACGACCUGGAGCAUCUGAAAAGCAUUUGGAGCCACUCAGGAAGUCGGCUCUACUUGGGAGGGCAACCUGGGGGCUCGUCCUUCUUCCACGGGUGCCUGCAAGUGAAGAUCCAGGGAACUGUUGUGGACGUGGACCUGGCAGAGGUCAAGCACACAGGCAUCAGGUCCCACAGCUGCCCAUCAACGAUGGAAAUUCGAGACCAAAAUCGUGCCCGGAGCAUGUGAGUGGAGUGGUGUGUGGACCUCAUGGACCUGGAGGGAAUCCCUGCUCCCAAGCAAUCUCACCUGACCAAAUGGCUUUGUAACUGAAAUCCAUGUAAAUGAAUUAUGCUGAAUAUGGGAAGUCACUUCUGUGUGGAUGCGUGAUGCUUAAUGUUGUUCAGAAGCACAGAUCAUCUGAAAUGGACCAUGGGCCAGCAAGAAAAGUGUUUCAUCCAGGUCCAUGUAGUUGCUUGCAGGAACACAAGAUCACAGAAGGAAAUGUGUGACUGGAAAAGACACAUGGGCAGCAGAGAACAUCUGAUCUUAGUUCACACUCAUAUAUUU
Messenger RNA from Scleropages formosus (Asian bonytongue), 1372 nucleotides. Its product is annotated as growth arrest-specific protein 6-like. The record is from RefSeq and is a predicted model, not a curated record. Bases 257 to 1051 code for a protein of 264 amino acids. Lineage: Eukaryota; Metazoa; Chordata; Actinopteri; Osteoglossiformes; Osteoglossidae. The transcript has 7 exons.